AUGGCGCUCCCGGAUGAACUUCUGGAGGAGAUCUUCCUCCGCCUCCCCGCGGCCGCCGACCUCGCGCGCGCCUCCGCGGCCUGCGUCUCCUUCCGCCGCGUCAUCACCGGCCAUCCCUUCCUCCGCCGGUUCCGCACCCUCCACCCGCCGCCCCUCCUCGGCAUCCUCUGCGGCGGCCUCAUCCCCGCCCAGCCGCCCCACCCUUCCGCCGCAGCGGCAGCCACCUACGCCGACGCCGACUUGUCGUGCUCCUUUAUGCCCCCACCCCGCGACCGCUGGCGCCACCGCGACGUCCGCGACGGCCGCGCCCUUUUCAGCCCCCGCCUCAGGGAGGGCAGCGAUCCGUUCAACAGCAUGUACAACCCCCGCGACCUGGUCAAGGAGUUCGUCGUAUGCGACCCCCUGCACCGCCGCUACCUCCUGCUGCCUGCCCUCCCCGACCAUCUCGCCGAUCUGGUCCACCAGCUGGACAUCCUGGAGUGCGAGCCCUUCCUUGCUCCUCCCGGCGACGACGAGGACUCGUCAUUCAGAGACUUCAGAGUCAUGUGCCUGGUGCGGUGCACAACCAAGCUCGUCCUCUUCGUCUUCUCCUCCUGCGCCGGGCAAUGGCUCGCUGAUCCCAUCACGUUUGACGUGUUUGGGUGCGUCGUGGCGUUGCGCCGCUACUACGCCCAUGCAUGCUUCUGUUGGCAGGUUUGUUAUGAAGAUGACGCCGACAUGCUCGUGCUCGACACGCGCAGGAUGGAGUUCUCCACUAUCCACCUACCACCUCCACCUGGCUCUUAUAUGAGGGACAUGGCCAUUGUGGAGGCAGAAGAAGGAAGGUUUGGGAUGUUUACCAUUUCUGAUCAAGUUAAACGUGGUGUAUAUCAUCUCUUGUAUGCCACACGAUGCAAGGAUGGGAAUGGGGCAAACCAGUGGCAACCCAAGCCUCCAAUCUCUUUGCCGGAAAAUUAUCGCUAUUGCAUCAAGGGUGUAGCUGGUGGAUACUUACUCCUAACUGGGUAUCCAAAAGAUGAUAGGCCAACGAUAGACUAUUUUUCACUGGAUCUCCAGACUUUCCAGGUUGAAUGGUUCUGUCAGACUGGUGAUUAUGUCAUGAUUGGUCACCUGUAUGCCGAUCUCCCACCGUCCUUGUCCCCACCAACACUUUGAAGUGGACUUCGUUCAGAGAAAUAUGCUGAUGGCCAGGACUCAAGCAAGUGUGACUGAUGGCAUGUUAAGGAGAAUAAAUGCAAGAGCUUCUGAAAGGGCAAAUAUUAUGCCGAGAAACUAUGAUGCCUUUUGAGCUACUGAAGAACAAGAAGCAUGCAGUGGAUAUCCGUCGGAUCAACCUUCUUUUUCCUAUUGAAGAUUCAAUAUCAUUUCUGCUACUUGUGCUUAUUAUGUAUCCAUCGCCAGAUUGGCUCCCUUAAUUGUAUAGUGUCAAGCUUCAGUAGUUUGUGCUGAACUACAUGGUGGCAUGCUCAUCUCAUGCAAAAUGCAUUUGUAAGAUGUUUGUACAAGUUCAUGGAGGAUGCUUAUAUCGCUUUUACUGCAAAGCUGCUUUUUAGAUCCAA
Triticum dicoccoides is the source of this 1559-nucleotide messenger RNA. RefSeq lists its product as uncharacterized. The record is from RefSeq and is a predicted model, not a curated record. NCBI's taxonomy places the organism in Eukaryota, Viridiplantae, Streptophyta, Magnoliopsida, Poales, Poaceae. Bases 1 to 1155 code for a protein of 384 amino acids. The transcript has 2 exons. Gene Ontology annotation, molecular function: protein binding.